Melanaphis sacchari is the source of this 1016-nucleotide messenger RNA. RefSeq names its product serine/Arginine-related protein 53-like. The coding region runs from base 177 to 959 and encodes 260 amino acids. The record is from RefSeq and is a predicted model, not a curated record. Lineage: Eukaryota; Metazoa; Arthropoda; Insecta; Hemiptera; Aphididae. The transcript has 6 exons.
AAAUCACAAUGUUUUGAAAUUUUGAAUUGUACAUUUGUAGUUUGUACCUAGGUAGUUAGUGCAUCAUUGGAAUUUGUAAAUUUAAAUUUUGUUCUUGUUUUACGUGACUGCACAAGUUGAAUCAAGAACAUAUAUAUUUCUCGCCAUUGGAUGUGGGAAUAAAAACUGGAAUAACUAUGAGUAAGUAUUCGAGUGAUUCAAACUCGCGUGACAGAACUAGAAGUUAUAGUCGUUAUUAUAACCAAAGGCACAGGUCUUCAAGUUCUUCAUCUACAGAUAAUUCAAGAUAUUCAAGAAAAAAGCAUUCAAGUAAAUCUGGAUCAAGGUACCAUAAGAAAUCGAAGCGUAGACAUAGAUCCAACAGUUCAUCAGAUUAUUCGUCGUCAAGACACAAACGUUCUAGCCGUUCCUACCGUAGAGAUGAAAGUCAUUCGAAAAAAAAACAUAGAAAAAGUUCAUCUUCUAGUUAUGAAUCAAAUAACUCCAAUUCUUCUUUUAAAAAUCAUCAUCAUCAAUCUAAAAGUUCCAAGACAUUCGAUGAUAAUGAAAAUAAUAAAAGGGUACAAGAUGAUUUGUUAGUUGGAAAAUCUGAAAUUGUUAACAAAACAGAUCAUGAUGAAAACUGGCUUCAAAAAAAUGUUUUGGAUAUUGUAAAAAGAAAAAAUUCAAUUGAACAGAUCAAUCAAGAAGGAUUUGUUUUUAAAGUUUUCAAUCCAUCAUCCGAACAAAAAGAUGAGGAAGCUACAGACAAACCCAAAUUAGAUGUUCCAAAAGUAAAUGAAGAAGUCAUUGGUACUUCGCCUACAGAGGAAUCAACUUUUAUUAUAUGCAAUCCAGAAAGAUUAUUGAAUGCAAAGUAUAAAUUACUUACAAAGCAAGAGCGGAGUUUAAAUUGGGCAAAGCAAUUAUUUGAAUCUUACAAUAAGUCUGAACAUAAUGGUGGACAAUUUAAAAACUAAUUGUAAAACUAACUGGAAGUAAUUUAUUCAAGAUUAAUCUAUUUAAAUGUACAAGAA